CCUCUCUCUGGUCCGCCCUUGGUCUUGUGUGCGGAACAUCAUCAGAGGGAACUCUCACUUCCUGAUGCUUCUUUCUUUCUACUGCGGAGUCAUUCACAUUUUUGAAACCAUUUUGCUUGCUCUCUCUGCCGUUUGCCACCUUUGGCCAUGUCGCUACCGCCGCAGCAGCUACGCUACAAAAGUGACUUUGACCAGCUGCCUAAUAACGUCCCCAUCAGCGCCACCAUUGCGGAUAUCGAGGAAAAAAAAGGCUUCAUCGACUAUUUUAGGUUUGUUGUUGAGGUGAAAACCAAAGGAUGGAGCAAGUAUUUCAUCUACAGGCGCUACCGUGAAUUUUUCAGCCUUCACCAGAUCCUGGAGUCCAGAUACGCUCCAGAGGACCCAGACAGACCUGGUCCCAACACCUGCGUGCUGCCCACACUUCCAGGGAAAGUGUUCAUCGGCAACAAGCGGGAGAUCGCGGAGAGCCGAAUCCCCGAGCUGAACACAUACAUGAAGAGGCUGUUGGGUCUGCCGACGUGGUUGCUGCUGGAUGAGGAUCUCAGGAUGUUCUUCUACCAGACGGAGCAGGACAGUCAACACCAGCCUCGAGCUCUCAGGCGUCUGCGACCGCCCACCCGCAAAAUUAAGACAGCCAAACCCAAGACGGACCUCUUCUCAUCACCAAGGGCUGAGGCCAUUUUUGACUUUUGUGGCAGCAGCAAGGCAGAGUUGAACCUGAAGAGAGGAGACUUGAUCUUCCUGCUGCAUCGAGUCAACGCAGAAUGGCUGGAGGGCACGGUCAACAACCAAACGGGUAUUUUUCCACAAUCCUUUGUGAAAGUCAUCAAGCCCCUCCCGGAGAGUGAAUCAGAGGGCGAAGGAGAAGGCCACACCUACAGCUGCCUGCGAUGCUACCUGCUCACCCCCUCUGGAAUCCAAGCCAGAGACGUGUGCGUUCAAGAGGAUCUCAACAUCCAGCCAACACACAAGGAGCUGAUGUCUCGUAUGAGGGAUGUGUUCACGGUGGAUGACAUCGCGUUGAACUACCGCGACGGCGAGGGCGACCUCAUCCGUGUGCUGGAUGACGAGGACGUGCUGCUGAUGAUCAAGGAGUGCCGAGGUCAGGCAGCGGGGGCGGUCCAGAGGCCUGUCAAUCAGUUUCCGUGGGAACUGCUCGUGACCAUGGCCUCUGACCUCUCCGUUUACAAUGUGGAGGCGUGACACCAUUCUUACGUUAGUAUAGUAAACCAUAUUCACUCGUAUA
This is a messenger RNA of Hippocampus comes (tiger tail seahorse), 1246 nucleotides long. It is a transcript of the gene ncf4, whose product is annotated as neutrophil cytosolic factor 4. The record is from RefSeq and is a predicted model, not a curated record. The transcript has 10 exons. The coding region runs from base 148 to 1203 and encodes 351 amino acids. Gene Ontology annotation, cellular component: cytoplasm; NADPH oxidase complex. Gene Ontology annotation, biological process: superoxide anion generation; respiratory burst; phagocytosis. Gene Ontology annotation, molecular function: phosphatidylinositol binding; superoxide-generating NADPH oxidase activator activity; protein binding. NCBI's taxonomy places the organism in Eukaryota, Metazoa, Chordata, Actinopteri, Syngnathiformes, Syngnathidae.